This is a messenger RNA of Podospora pseudocomata, 675 nucleotides long. RefSeq lists its product as uncharacterized. Bases 1 to 675 code for a protein of 224 amino acids. The transcript has a single exon. The record is from RefSeq and is a predicted model, not a curated record. NCBI's taxonomy places the organism in Eukaryota, Fungi, Ascomycota, Sordariomycetes, Sordariales, Podosporaceae.
AUGGGCCAUCAAGUACAAGUCCGUCAUGGGAGUUCACCUGGUCUGGAGGCCGCCGCGUGGUCUCAGUUUCUUGUCAAUUACCAGGCUAUUUGGUGGGGACACGCCAACAUCAGGUGGGAGUGGCGGUUGGCAACGAUGAUUCCGUCGGAUAUCCACGGCACUACUAUCGAGACGACCAUGGCUGAUGUGAAGCUGUUGGCCGCACUGUCAGGAAUGUCGUUUUCAAGCUCACCAGGUGUGAUAGCGCGGAUGAAAUGUGGGGAGAUGCUCACCAAGUCUCAGCACAUGGUUCUUGGGGCAGUGGUGUACUACCGUUCAGGAAGGGAGAAUAUCGCGCCCAAAAUUACCGUGAAGGUCCUGUGCAAAUCCUCCACAUGGCUGCACUGUCUGCUGGAGAUGCAAAACCACCUCACGGCCGCCCGCCCAUUUCCAUCAACUCCAACCGAUGAUAGUAAACAACAUAAAAUCACCACCCUCCUGUCCAGACCCCGAACGGAAUACGGCGCCCAACCCCCCUUCUCCCUCGGCAAUCUCAGUUUCUUUUCCACAACCCUCUUCACCCACCCCUGGAAACACAACCUCUCCUCUGGCCCACCCCCCGCCCUCUCCUUGCAAGCAGAACUGAAACUUACCCCCCUGUCGUUUCUGGUUCUCAAUCAAGACAUGAAGUGUUGA